Messenger RNA from Pectinophora gossypiella (pink bollworm), 5648 nucleotides. RefSeq lists its product as uncharacterized. Gene Ontology annotation, cellular component: centriole; ciliary basal body; centrosome. The transcript has 29 exons. Lineage: Eukaryota; Metazoa; Arthropoda; Insecta; Lepidoptera; Gelechiidae. The coding region runs from base 161 to 5404 and encodes 1747 amino acids. The record is from RefSeq and is a predicted model, not a curated record. Gene Ontology annotation, biological process: protein localization to centrosome; microtubule anchoring at centrosome; intraciliary transport involved in cilium assembly.
GUGUGUCGGUCGAAAAUUUUCUCCAAACGUAUUGAAAAACUCAUAUAUUUUUACGUAUUUCCAUACAAUUAGUGCUUCCCGUCUGCUAUCCCCAGAUAUUAAUAAUGAUAUAAUGCAUAACUUUUAGAGCUUAAUAUUCUGAGCCUACAAACUGCGUGUAAUGGCUCCUGGAAACAAUGAGCGGCAUCCAGGUCACACGGGCACCAUUCCGAAAACGAAAGCGAGAAACAAUUGCAAUGUGCCGCAGGAGGCUGUGACGCCGACCAGACGGGACAUGGCCACUAACCUGGUAUCGACCUCCCUUGACUGGGUGCCAGUUUCGGAAUACAACACUAGAGGUAACUAUAAUCAAUCAAGGAAACAGACAAACAACACUUCUGACCACGAAUUGACUGAUUUAGAUAAUUCCGUGUCAUACGAGAGUGGGUUCGGAAGGUACGUUCCGGUGAGACCUCAGCCUCGAGCCCUGCCAUUGAAUGUACAGAACCAGAAUAUAACUGCUGACACACAUGAUGAUGGUGCUGCGUCCACAGUGUCCGGUCACUCGUUGCAACCUUAUCCUCAUCAAAUGCAAAAUGGUCUCAUACCCCAUUCCAAUCAUGCAGCUGCUGCUGUAAUGAUUGUGAACCCUACAACACCCAAUGCCGUCACAGGAAAUAUGUCCCAACCUUUUAAUGCACCAAAUCAAAACAGAAACAAUUUGACAAGGAAUUUAAAUCCCGCCCGCAAUAACUUUGAGGGUGGCCACUCGAGCAACAACAAUACUACUCCACCCAUUUCUAAUUCUAGAACUGCUACUAAAACUGUUAACAUCAUGAACAAUAUGUAUGAUCAGGGUCAAGCCGGAUUCAACAAUCUUAAUGAAAAUAAUCAUGUACACAGAGAAUCAGCUCGUGCCCUAGGAGAAGCUAUAGUGGCGGCGUGCCCUGACGCAGCGGCAGUGGAGCGCCGACUGGGACAGAUCCGAGAGUACAUUCGCGUGACGUCAUCACUCGUCGAUACCAUGCGCAACUCAGAGGAUGAGGCAUACAUAGAGCACACAAAAGAAGAAUAUGAUGAGCUUGUGCAAAUGGUUAUGAAGUUAAAAGAAAGUGAAACUAAACUCGAAAGUAUGCUGGUUGAGAAAGGGCCUGACAAUAUAGAGGUACCAGCUGAAGAAACAGAAGUCACCACUGCUGAACCUGAACCUACUCAUGCAACUGAGCAUAAGUCUGAAACGACUCCUACGCCUGACAAAGUAUGCAACAUUAAAAACAAUAACGAUAACACUUCAGUCAACAACAACCUUAAAAAAGUUACUAACUUAGAAAAUGAACAGCUGAAUAAAACUCUACAUUGUUCCAAAGCUGAUGAGGUUCAAAUUUCACAUGACUAUGUACCAACUGCCGAUCCUGAACAACGUACAAAUACUGAGGUUUUGGAAAAUAUAGAAGAGAUCAAUGAGGACGAAGUUAGUGGCAAAGUUGAAAUAAAAGAAAUAGAAUCUACUCCUUACACAGAAGACACUAAGAAGGAUGACCACCUGAAUGAGGUUUUAAGAAAAAACAUUCUAUCUUGUGUAGAAAAAGUAGCGCUAAUUGCAGAAAUGAAAAAUAAAGCCAAAGAUCCUAGUAGCAUCGAAGAUCAGCAGGAUGUCGUUGUAAGGCCGGUUUCAGUCCAAAGUAAUGGUUCGGCAUACAGCGAAAAUGAGUUGUGGCAAAAUGAGAUAAAAAAUAAAAUGGAGAUGUCCCAAAUGCGGUUGACAGCCUUGAAGCAGCAGCAGAAGCGACUACUCAAGUACCAGGAGGAAGCCAAACAACAACUAGAUGAAAUGAACAGAGAGAGACAGUCUCAAGAAAUACAUCCGUCCACUUCUCACGAGAACUUCAGUAACAUGCCGAGUCAAUCAUACAGUAGCAACUACCAUCACCCGAACCGCAUGUACACGGCCAACCAGAUAGGCGUGGCGACUACUCUGCCUCACUCGGACAAUAUGCAUCACCAGAACCUGCCCAGCAACAUGGAGAACGAUCACUCUCACUCGGCGCACUCCGCUCACAGCCAGGAUGAGAGGUUCUCGCAUCGGGACGCCAAUAUUGCUAGCAGUGAGGAGGCGGCUGGCGGCGGUCGCGAGAGUGACGCGGAGGACGAGGACGAAGGUGUGCUCGGAGAGCGCGCGCGCAUGCUGCAGGCCAAGCUCCGCGAGCUGCAGCUCAAGAAGCAGCAUAUGGAGAGCUUGGUGACAGAGUUCCAGAAGCUUCAAAUGGCGACACGCGGGGGCAGCUCUCGUAACACGUACUCCAGCUCCGGAGAAGACAGCGGCGUCGAGGAAUCCACACGCAAGUUUUUAGGCAACAAAUCAGGUGGUAACAUCAAGAACGAGGAUCCAUUCAAGCUAAUGGAAAUAAAAGCUAUUAAGACGGCUCUACAGAAAACAAAAGCGGUGCUUGUUUCAGAUCUGAUGCGGUCCGUGGAGAACUAUGAAGCGGAACAACUCGCCCACGUGCCCGAUGAGGCUUUCCAAGUGGCUAACCAUUCAAACCUGCACGAUAAUAAGUCCGAAGGCGGCGGCAGUAUGGGUGGAUGGUCGAACGAAGGCAGCGUGUGUCGAGUCCGCAAUUCCUUGCCGCAACGACACAAGUUCACCAACGAGCAGCACUCCAUGCAACAACAGCAGCAUCAGCAACAGAGUCACGAAGCCAACAUCGCCACCUUGCAAGAGCUAGCACAGGAACUGCGUAUGGAAACUGAGAAGAUCAUGGGCGAACGAGCACGGAUCAAGGACAUGGUGUCUAAUAAAGAGGUGGGUCGUAAGCAGAAGAAGGUUAACGAGGAGGUGCGGCCGGGCCCGAGCGGCGCGCCCGGCCCGGCCGAGCGGCGGCAGAUGCAGCUGCGGGCGCUGCUGGCUGAGAAACAGAGGGAGCUGGAGGCGCUGCUCAACAAGGAGAAGGUUCUUUGUUCCGGACCUGAACCGCAGAAGCCUUCCUCGCGAACUGCAUCCAUUGCCAACCAAUCGUACACUAGUGAACAAGAAGAACCGGAUUCGCGAUCUGAACAAAUUCUGUUGGAGUCACAAAACUCUCGGGAGAAUGAAAACUUCAGGGCUGGCGGAGACAGCGCUUUAGGCACAAGGUCUGUCAACACGGUGCCAUCGCACUUGGGAAGUACUUAUGGAAGCGAUAGUGACAGUGCUUCAAGGAACAAGUCAAACCAGAGGAACCGCGUGCGGCGGCGACAACCACAGGAGAGGCAACCUGACGACAUCAAUACACCUCAACAAAACAAUUCCAAUCAAAACAUGCGGCACGAGUCGAGGGCUGAGGCGACUAACGUCAACAUGGUUCCUCCUAUUUCACACGGUGACAAUCCUGCCAACAUGCCGUACCCACACCUGCCACCUCCUUGCUGGAAUAGCAACAAAUCCAACCAGGACAUGCGCAAUCAGUUCACUCAGAACAGCCACUCGCAGACGAUGGAGCGCCUGCUCGGUACUCCGCAGAUGUCCUACCCGCCGUCCAUGCCCUACAACAUGAUGAUGCCCUAUGGCAUGGUGGGCGGGUGCGGCUGCGGCUGUGGGUUCUGGGGCGCGUGGUGCUGGCAGCAGAUCAUCAUGCAGCAGCGCGAGAUACACCAGCUGCGGGAACAACUCAACCAUUUGGAAGAACGCUGGCGUGUGGAGACCGCGUCACACACGCUCAACAACCAGGUGCCGCCCGGCAACAGAGCCAACAACUAUUGGGACAACUUUCGCAGCUACUCGCGCCAGAACCUGCUGUCGGGCAGCAGCAAGGCCAACUGCGCGGCGGCGGCGGGCUGCGGCGGGGGCGGGGCGGGUGGGGGCGCGGGCCCGCAGCCGCUGGCGGCGCGGCACAACGCGCUGCCGCGCGGCGCGGCGGGGGGCGCGGGCGGCGCGGCGGGCGGCGCGCGCAGCCCCGCGCCCGUCAAGCGCAACACGGAGCCCGCGCCCGCCGCGCCGCGCCGCAACCUGCCCCUUGAGCGCUCGCUGUCCUUCUCGUCGGCCCCCGACGUGCUCAACGUCAACCCCGGCGCCGACGACGCCGCCGCGCCGCCCGCCGCCGCCGACCUCUGCCCGCCCGUCGCCGACGUCAACCUCAACCGCCAGGAGCCCUUCCGUAACCUCAACGUCGCCGACCCGAUCCCCGAGAUCGUCCAGGCGCACUCGAACAACCUGAACGCCUCCGCCAACAUCAAGAGGAAGUCCUCCUCGAAACUCCCCGCGAAGAACUCCGCGAGCCGCCGGAACUACUCCCUGGACUACUCGACGACGAGCAACAUCAAUAUCGCGAGCGCCUCGGAGGCGCCGAACCCCAAUCUGGCGUCGACGAGCCGCGAGAUGCACGACAAGGCGACGUCGAAGUUGUUCGACCUCCUGAGGGAAAACGUGUACUCCGAGGUGUCGGCCCUGAUCGGCGUCAACGAGUCGCAUCCGGACUUUUUGAUCCAACUAUUCCGGGAGUUACAGUUGAUAAGCUCGGAUCCCCUGAGACAGAAAGUGCUCCAGUCGAUACGGAGCGUGCUGUCUCAGUACAGUUCUAUAAUUGAGAGUCAGAGCGAUGAAACGCACGAGGAGAGCCGAGCGGAAGCCGAAUCUACUACUAAUAACGAGACGAACAAUUACCGCGACUGUAACUCUAUUCAAGCCCCCUGCACGAGCACCGUGCAGAUUGACAACAAAAUAAUCAGAUUUUUAGUAAUGAAGAGUGAAGACGUUUUUACGUCUGAACUUUUAGAAUCUUUGGCUUCGCUCGUUGUCAGCGCAAGCGACAAUAGACAGUCUCCACAAGCUAAAAAGAGGCUUAUAGACUCGCUCGCUAAGUACGAAGGAACUAGAGUCUGUGACGUGUCGAGUGACAUCAUAGAGAAUCUCCCGGUCAUGAUUCCCGGGAACAACGAGGACGAAUCGGCGCAACUCACGAGCGAGAUAUCAGAGUCGUCGAUUUUGCAAGAUGUAGCAGGAUCGUUAAACUUGUUCAGUUCGAGUGACAGUCAGUUGCAUCAGUUGAACUCGUGUCCUUACGACAUGUGGCCGGGCCACGUGCAUAUGGACAUCGAUGGGCCGGAUGACAACAGUCCGCGGUCCAGCCAGGACGGCAAGGUUGAUCUCAUAAAUUGCUCGGAAAUCCACAACGGGGACCUGGCGGAGGCGGACCAGACGUGUCUCGCGGAGGGCGGCGAAGCGGGCGGCGCCGACCGCGCCAACGUCGGCGCCGACACACUGCCCGACGUCGUCGACACCGAGGAGGUCACGCCCACUGAGGCGGAAGCGGAAUGGCUCGGGCUUGACCGUGUGCCAACAAGGCUGCACAUGGAAGAGUCAUCUGGAAAACAAAAAGGUGAUGUUAGUAAAACAUACAAACUGACCAAAAACCCAAACUUCAAACAUAUUAGUUUGAUCAUUGUUUGAGUAUAUCCUGAAAAAGAACAUUCAUAUUAGAUCUUCAUCUGCUGAUCUGAAACAGACAAACAAAACACGACAAAUUAAUUUAAUGUUCCUUUUCUUUUUUCAGAUUAAGCGCCGAAGUUUGACGAAUUCCUAUUAAGAAUUUUGAACUAAUUUAAUCUUAUUAUUAUAAUUCAAUAUCCUUUACUGUGUCACUAUUUACUUUAUGUAAUAUUUAUUUAGUAUAAUAAAUAAUAAUAAAAGAAAA